Molecule: messenger RNA, 1497 nt
Organism: Pseudogymnoascus destructans
Lineage: Eukaryota; Fungi; Ascomycota; Leotiomycetes; Thelebolales; Thelebolaceae
Exons: 5
Coding region: 395-1351 (318 amino acids)
Source: RefSeq, a predicted model, not a curated record
GAGUCCUCAGUCAGGAUACUGGCAUGGAAGCAGUUUCUAGAUCUGUCCCCUUUUCAUUGGAGGUCAUCCGACCUUAGGGACGUGAUCCCGCUGCCCCUGCGUCUUUUGGAAGACCUGUAGAGAUGAGAUUUUCUGCUGGAAAUGGUUAUUAUGUUUAUUAUUUCCUUAACUGUGCCGCUCUUUAUAAUAAGAGUUUUAUUUUUCGUGUGCCUUGCCCUCUGCCCCAGAAAGAUUAUAUUCUUCAUAACUCUGUCAUAUUUCAUUUUAUGGGGCAACCACCGUAUUCACGGAUCUAAUACAAUUUAAUCGUCUUCUGGCCAGGAAAACCCUCACAGAUUCCCUACAUCCAUCUCUGGCAUAGUUGACCUUUUACCGGCAUUUUGGUGUGGCCAAUAUGCCUCCAGCCAGGGUCAAACCAUCAGAUGUUGCCGCAGAGGCUAAGAAGACUUAUAUUCCAUAUAUCGAGUCGAAGCUUUCGGCGCAAUGGCCUGCACACUCAUACCUUGUUCCUGAAUCUACCCGAAUGCGCUGCGAUCCUCCAAGCCAGCCAUCACGUUGUCGGAUGACGGCGAUAGAGGGCGAUCCGGUUGAUGUGGCUCUCGAGCUAGCUAUUACUAUUGACAAGCCUGAUGGCGUAGCUCUUGUGAAUAUGGCUAAUGACAAGAGACCUGGAGGAGAUUGGGAAGCAGGGGUUCUGGCGCCGGAAGAGAGUAUCUGCAGGAGGAGUAACCUUGUGGCUACCCUGAAGAGACCCGCAGCAAACGACAAUUUGAGUCAGGGGAACUAUCCCAUCCCUACAACUGGUGGCAUCUACUCUCCUUAUGUCGUAAUUUUUCGGUCUGGCCCUGACCAGUAUCAACUAUGGCAGAAAUUCAAGACACUGCCCGUCAUCUCUGUACCCCCAGUGCGUCGACCAAAACUCGACCCGACAGGGCUGAAGUACUCCUUCGAGCAAGAAAAGGAGCUCAUGCGUGAGAAAAUGCGUACCGUUCUCCGCAUGGCCGUAUGGUGGGGCUAUUCCGACCUCACACUUGGUGCCUUCGGGUGCGGACCAGUCUUUCGCAACCCAACGCGCGAAGUAGCUACGAUGUGGCGAGAUCUCCUGUACUUCGACGCGGAGUUCCGCGGGCACUUCUCCAAUGUUGUCUUCGCCUUCGAUCCGCUGGAUGGCACCAAUCCAAACCCAAGUCCGGACAAGUCGUCCAAGAAAGACGCUAGCUCAAAGACUAGCUCAAAGGUAUCAGGAAGUAGCUCAAAGGGGAAAACGAAAGCGAAGGCGGCAUCAACACAUCUUGAAGACAUGGAAAUUUUCAGGGAUGUGUUCGACCCAGCGAAGAUGUUCCCAAGGUAGAGCCCGGAAUGAGUGUCGCCCCGAGGCCGUCUGACCGCAUGAUGGCCGGUUAUAGAGCUUUGGGGUGGGAGGAGCUGGAGGUCACGGCAGACGAAUCCUUGCUACGUCUUGCCAACGACCUGUCAUAGAUUAUGCUUAAUAUGAAC